Cynara cardunculus var. scolymus (artichoke) is the source of this 962-nucleotide messenger RNA. RefSeq names its product U1 small nuclear ribonucleoprotein A-like. The transcript is spliced from 5 exons. NCBI's taxonomy places the organism in Eukaryota, Viridiplantae, Streptophyta, Magnoliopsida, Asterales, Asteraceae. Gene Ontology annotation, cellular component: U1 snRNP. The coding region runs from base 62 to 787 and encodes 241 amino acids. Gene Ontology annotation, biological process: mRNA splicing, via spliceosome. Gene Ontology annotation, molecular function: U1 snRNA binding. The record is from RefSeq and is a predicted model, not a curated record.
AAAUUGCUUCUCUACUCUCCGAGCUAUUCAUCAGCGACUUCGAACGGGAACGAUCGCGGAUAUGGCGGCCAGCGGUGACGUUCCUCUAAAUAAUACCAUAUACAUCAACAAUCUCAACGAGAAAACCAAGCUUGAUGAGCUGAAGAAAUCGUUGCAAGCGGUUUUCUCGCAAUUUGGGAAAAUAUUGGAGAUACUAGCAUUCAAAACCCUAAAGCACAAAGGACAGGCUUGGGUUGUUUUUGAGGAAGUUUCGUCUGCCACCAGUGCUUUGAGACAAAUGCAGGGAUUCCCAUUCUACGACAAACCCAUGAGGAUACAGUAUGCAAAGACAAAAUCAGAUGUCAUAGCAAAAACAGAUGGCACUUUCGUCCCUCGGGAAAAAAGAAAGAGGCACGAGGAGAAAGGAAGGAAACGCAAAGGGCAACAUGAUGCAAAUCAAGCAUCAACUGGUGCAAAUGCUGCUUAUGCGGGUGCAUAUGGUGCUACCCCUCAGUUAUCACAAAUACCGUAUAUGGGUGGUGCUAAAUCCGCCAUACCAGAGGCCCCGGCUCCACCAAACAACAUCUUGUUCAUCCAAAAUCUUCCUCAUCAGACUUCAUCGAUGAUGCUUCAAAUGCUAUUUGGGCAGCACCAAGGGUUUAAAGAAGUAAGAAUGGUUGAAGCUAAACCAGGUAUUGCUUUUAUCGAGUAUGGUGACGAAAUGCAGGCAACUGUAGCGAUGCAUAGUCUCCAAGGGUUCAAGAUAAACCCCGAUAGCCCUAUGUUGAUUACGUAUGCCAAGAAAUAGAAUAGAUGAUGAGUACAUCUGGGAAUUUUUAGAUUCUUGAUUUGUUCUGCGAUAUCUUCUGUCGAUUUGUAUUGAAGUCGAGUCCAUAACUUGAAUCUGGACACGUGAACGACAUAAAUCCAGGACCAUGAUGCCGUUGUUGUUCACCCGGUUAAUCUGUAGGUUGCAUCUUUUC